This is a messenger RNA of Ostertagia ostertagi, 420 nucleotides long. Lineage: Eukaryota; Metazoa; Nematoda; Chromadorea; Rhabditida; Trichostrongylidae. The record is from the annotation of a GenBank genome assembly.
GGUUGUGGUACGCCAUCGUCUACGGAUUCGGCACCAGCGUCUCCCUCACCGGCGGUAUUGGACCAGUUGAUUUCUCAAGCCCGGGCUCACGGGCAGGCUACUGCUGCCGCUGCUCAAGAGCAACAACGAGCUCAACAACGUCCGCUUCCUGUUCAAAUUGCCAGUACUGCUAGUCAUCAAUACGGCCAGAUUACGGGUCAGCAAAAUUCGCAGUUAAUCCAACAGCACCACCAACCAAGGAGAACUCAAUUCGGAAGUCAUCAGGCUCAACGUGUUUCGUCAAGCAGUCCACAUCAAGCACAACCAAGUUAUGAGAGCGGUCGCGUUCUCACCAGCACCGACAACGACGAGAGUUCACGAGUAUUUAAUGCUCCUCAUGUCGUUGAAAGCGGUCCUAUACUCCUGCCACCGAAAGACUGA